Molecule: messenger RNA, 2185 nt
Organism: Daucus carota subsp. sativus
Lineage: Eukaryota; Viridiplantae; Streptophyta; Magnoliopsida; Apiales; Apiaceae
Product: plant intracellular Ras-group-related LRR protein 6
Exons: 21
Coding region: 224-1975 (583 amino acids)
Molecular function (GO): protein binding
Source: RefSeq, a predicted model, not a curated record
GUUCUAUCCGUAAAAGGAACCUGUUUUGUACAUUAUCCGAUUUUUGUGACAUCCGGCCUCUUAAUUCAAAUUUUAUUACAAGGAGUAAUUUACAGAACAGAUUGGCAAUAAACAAGGCAAAUGUCCGAUAUCCUCUGAACUCGAGAUCCCGGCACCUCGGAUGUUUUGCAACUGAAAGGAGAGAUUCGGGCAAUCUGUGAUCUUAAAUCUUAAUUGUCCUAACAUGGAUCGUGUGUUGAAAGCUGCCCGGGCUUCUGGUUCUCUCAAUCUCUCCAAUAGAUCUCUCAAGGAAGUGCCCGAUGAUGUGUAUAAAUCUUUGGAUGCUGUUGGUGAGGGUGAAAAUUGGUGGGAGGCAGUUGAGUUGCAAAAGCUAAUAUUGGCCCAUAAUGAUAUCGAGUUUCUAAAAGAAGACCUUAGAAAUUUACCUCAAUUAACGGUGCUGAAUGUGAGCCAUAACAAGCUUUCUAAUCUUCCAUCUGCUAUCGGAGAGCUUACUAUGUUGAAAUUAUUGGACGUAUCGUUUAAUUUGAUAAGUGAUUUGCCGCAAGAGAUUGGGUCGGCAGCCGCAUUGGUGAAGUUAGAUUGCUCAAGCAACCGAUUGACGAGUCUUCCCACCUCUCUUGGAAAUUGCUUGAAUUUAUCAGAACUAAAGGCAUCAAACAACUGUUUGACCAUGUUGCCAGAAGAUCUUUCCCAAUGUUCCAAGAUGAUGAAAUUGGAUUUAGAGGGAAACAAGCUUAGCAUGUUGUCUGAGAAUGUGAUCGCAUCGUGGACAAAGCUAAGUGAACUCAAUGCAGCGAAAAAUUGUUUGAGCACAGUGCCGGAAAGUAUUGGAAACCUUACACGUCUGAUUCGUCUUGAUCUUCACCAAAACCAAAUCUCAUUAAUCCCAUCGUCAAUAAAGGGCUGCUCUUCCCUUACUGAGCUUCAUAUGAGGAAUAACUCUUUGUCUUCAUUACCGCCCGAGAUAGGAGAACUCUCUCAGUUGGGGACAUUAGAUCUUCACUCAAAUCAGUUAAAGGAGUACCCUGUGGAAGCAUGCAAGUUGAAUCUUUUAGUUCUGGAUUUAUCAAAUAAUUCGUUGUCUGGCCUGCCUAGUGAGAUUGGAAGAAUGACAACUUUGCGAAAGCUUUUGCUAUCUGGAAAUCCAAUGAGGACCCUACGAAGUUCACUGGUAUCUGGGCCUACACCGGCUUUGUUGAAGUAUCUUCGAAGUAGACUUCCGACUGAAGAGUCUGGACCUAGUUCUGCCAAAAAGGAAAAUGUUGUGGAUAUGGCAGCACGAUUGUCUAUUAAUUCAAAGGAACUGUCUUUAGGAGGGCUAUCUUUGACUACUGUCCCUGCAAAAAUAUGGGAGUCAAAUGGAAUAACGAAAGUUGAUUUAUCAAGAAACUUAAUUGAAGAGUUACCAGUUGAACUUUCCUCUUGUGUGUCCCUUGAGGUUUUGAUUCUAUCAAGAAACAAGAUUAAAGCCUGGCCAAGUGCAAUUUUGAAGUCACUCUCCAAUCUUUUAUGUUUGAAGCUGGAUAAUAAUCAACUUGGGCAGAUUCCAGCAGAUGGGUUCCAGGCUAUAUCCAAGCUCCAAAUUCUGGACCUAAGUGCUAAUGCAGGUGCUUUACCGGAACAAGCUACAUUUUCUAGCUUACCAAUGUUGCAAGAGCUUUACUUGAGACGGAUGUCAAUAUCAGAAGUUCCCUCAGAUCUAUCAAGUCUGCAGCAGUUAAGAAUUCUUGAUUUGAGUCAAAAUGCCAUUCAAUCAGUCCCUGAGGGUUUCAAACAUCUUACUUCUCUUUUGGAGCUUGAUCUUACUGACAACAAUAUUAGUUCACUUUCACCGCAACUGGGCAUUCUUGAACCCAGUCUACAGGCGCUGAGACUUGAUGGAAACCCAUUGAGAAGCAUCCGUAGGGCGAUACUGGAUCGAGGAACGAAGGCUAUUCUGCAAUACUUGAAGGACAAAAUUGUAGACAUCUAGUUCCUGUUGUACAUUAGAUUGUUUUGUUGAUGAGCUUGUUGUACACAGCAUAUCCUUAUAAGUGUUCAGUGUUAUUAGUACAAAAGCAUAUGUUUGAGAUUCACUUCUUCAUGUUGUUUUCUGGACACCUUUUUCUUUGAUAGCAACAUGUACAUUACAAGUAUAACAUUUUUUUUUCCUGCUCCGGGAAGGAGAUUAUGUCUUUUUAAA